This is a messenger RNA of Paramecium tetraurelia, 738 nucleotides long. RefSeq lists its product as uncharacterized. NCBI's taxonomy places the organism in Eukaryota, Ciliophora, Oligohymenophorea, Peniculida, Parameciidae. Gene Ontology annotation, molecular function: calmodulin binding. The record is from RefSeq and is a predicted model, not a curated record. The transcript has 2 exons.
AUGUCAGAAUGUAUUUACAGAUUGUAAAAUGAGGAGUAAUUUGUUGAGGAACCAAAAAAACCCAGUCAAAAUCAAAAAAGGUAUAAAUCUUAGCAUCCAGGAAACCUCCCUCCUUCCUACUCUACUUUUAACACAAAAAAUACUACACUUAACAUUAAUAAUAUCAAUGGCAAUAAAAUACUUCAUAAAGGAUAUUUAAAGCAUCAUGCAUUGUGGGGAAAACCAAAAAACUUUGAAGUUACUGAUGAAUUGAUGUUCCCUCUUGGUCUCAUUAAACCUGACAAUUGUGCUCUCAAAAAACCAAAUAUUCCUAAUCAUUUUAAACAGAAGGUUGAUAUGGAUAAAUUCAAAGAGUUUUUAGAGACUAAACCUAAACGUCCUAAGUCUGCAGGACAGAAACCAAAAUAAAUUGAUUAUUUCAAAAAGGAUACUUUCGGCAAAGUUCCUGAAUACUUAGAAAAGAUGAAAAAUGAAAAACUAGAAAAAUAAAGAGAAGAAGAAGAGGAGAUCAGAAGGAAGAAGAAGGAGAAGGAUGAAUAGAAGGUUAAGAAGGGAGAUGUGUUCAAAAUAAUGUAACAGCUUCUCCAAAAGAAAGAGGAACUACUAAAAGAAUUUGCUCAAUAUAGUCACAAAAAAGAUAUGACUCAGUAAACAAAGCUUAAAAAGGAAGAAUUAGAAAAGAGAUUAAAUUAAAUGGAUGGAGACAUAAAAAAGUUGGAAAGACUUUACAAUCAUUGA